AAGGCCGCCCCGCCGCCCGCUCCUGAGGUGCGCGGAGCGGGACGUCGGGUCGUUGUUUCCGCGGCCAUGGUGCUGAGCCCGGUGCUGGGGAAGCUGGUCAGUAAGCGGGUGGUGCUGGCCAGCGCCUCGCCGCGCCGUCAGGAGAUCCUUACUAAUGUGGGCCUACGCUUUGAGGUAGUUCCAUCCUGGUUUAAAGAGACACUUGAAAAGUCAUCUUUUGCAGCCCCUUAUGAAUAUGCCAUUGAAACAGCAAAACAGAAAGCUCUUGAAGUAGCAAACAGAAUGCAUGUGAAACACCUGAGAACGCCUGAUAUUGUUAUAGGAGCAGACACUAUUGUGACUGUGGAUGAGCAGAUCUUGGAGAAACCAGUUGAUAAGCAAGAUGCGUAUAGGAUGUUAUCAAGGUUGAGUGGGAAGGAGCACAGCGUUUUCACAGGAGUGGUUAUUAUACACUGCAGCAGUAAAGAUAAUCAGCUAGAAACAGAAAUCACUGAUUUCUAUGAAGAGACUAAAGUAAAAUUUUCAGACCUUUCAGAAGAGCUCUUAUGGGAGUACAUUCAUAGUGGAGAGCCCAUGGACAAGGCUGGUGGAUAUGGAAUCCAGGCCCUUGGUGGAAUGUUAGUGGAGUAUGUCCAUGGAGACUUCUUGAAUGUGGUGGGAUUUCCUCUGAAUCACUUCUGCAAAAAGCUAGCAGAGUUGUACUAUCCACCCCUUAAACAUACCAUACAGCAUACAAAGCAUGACUCUAUCCCUUCUGUGGACACUUUUGAGAGCCUAAGUGAUGGAGAAAGUGAAUCCUCAAGUUUCAAGGAACAUAAACGUGCUAGCAAGUUGGACAGUCCCUCAGGAGUUAUUUGUAACUCUGAAAUCAGCUCUGGUGUCAAAACUGGUUCUGGGGUACCUUUGGAAAAUCAGAAUGGAGUAUCAGACAGUGCAGCAAAAGUUCCAUCUAAAAUUCUAGACCUGAUGGAUGGUUUUAGAGCUUCAAAGGCUCUGUUUGUAGCCUCUAAGCUGAAGGUGUUUGAUUGUCUGAAAAAGAAAAGUCCUCUAAAGGCUGCAGAUAUUGCAGAUGAGGUUGGAACUUCUGUGCAUGGAACUGAAAGACUCCUUGAUGCCUGUGCUGCUCUUGGGUUGCUGGAGAAAACACCACAAGGUUAUAGUAAUACAGAUUCAGCAAAUACUUAUCUGGCAUCUGAUGGUGAAUACUCGCUUCAUGGCUACAUCAUCCACUCUAAUGACCAUCUUUGGCCUCUCUUUACACACCUGGAGUCUGCUGUUAAAGAGGGAAGCAGGCAGAACCAUCGAGCCUUUGGAAAGAAAACGGAGGAUUUAUUUAAUGACUAUUAUCAGAGCCAGGAAGUGAAGCAGCGUUUUAUGGCUGCCAUGCACAGCAUUGCCCACCUUACAGCAAGAGACGUGGCUACAGCAUUUGAUCUUUCAGAGUUUAAGACUGCUUGUGAUUUAGGAGGUUGUACUGGAGCUCUGGCUCAUGAAUUAAUACAAAUAUAUCCAAAUAUGAAGGUCACAGUGUUUGACCUUCCAGAAGUCAUUGCAAACAGCUCUUGCUUCCAACCGUCAGAACGGUGCACAGCUCCAGUGACAUUUGUAUCAGGUGACUUUUUCACUGAUGACCUUCCAGAAGCAGAUCUUUACAUACUUUCACGUGUUCUUCAUGACUGGCCUGAUGAAAAGAUUCAUGUACUGUUAAACAAAAUAUCAACUGUUUGCAGACCAGUUAUUCAUCAAGUUUAUGCUAUACAUCAGGCUGUUAGAAGAUGUUUGAGUCAGAGCACAGCACUCUUAAAGCUGGCACAUUUAUUACUGUCAGACUUAAAUUUGUACCUCUAAGCACUGUGUACUUAAUGGCUAUAAAACUUGACUAGUACAUGUGGCUACCACAUCAUCUCAGUGUACACUCUGUUAUUUAAGUGCAUUUUAUACAGAAUGAGACUUAGUUCCUUGUGUGUGGUGACUGUGGUAAUAUACUAACACAGCUCUAUGUUUCUUUUUUGUGAAAUCAGUUUUAAGAUACGAAUGUGAAAUAACCAUUUAUUUAAAAACAAAACAAAAUCAAAAACAACUUGUAAUAAAUUACUGCAGUGCGAUGUGGCUAGAGGGUUCAGGAUCAUUUUGCUAGCUACCCUUGUCUGCCUUACAAAGGAGGCUAAUACAAGCUCUACAGGAAUCUGCUUCACUGAACAGUGGGUGUCCCCAGUCUAUGCUCCUGGAUGAUCCCAAACAGAAUAGGCUGCUCUGUUUUAGAAACUGCGUUUUUCUUCCUCUCAAAGAGCAAGCUGCAUUUUUACAUUCCCAAGUGGCUUGCAUUAUUCAAACACUCAAAUUUGACUGAAGUUGUGAGAUUGUGGAGAGAUUGACCAAAAUCAUGAAUCUAGACAGAGAGAGAAUUCAGGAGUAGCAGUUCUAAAAGUAUUUAGGAGGAGGUGCCUGUGAAACUGUAAUAAACUUGGGCAAGUCCAGUGGAAGCAACCAGAAUGGCCCAGGUGCCACAGUAUGUGGCUUGCAGCUUUGAUAGAAAUGUGCUUCAGUCUGGUGGUUUUAGGAGAAUCCUGCCUGAUUCCAGGCAUUCCUUCAUUCCACUGAAAAGAUUUCCUGAGCAGUGGGGUUAACAGGGGAAUUCGGGCAUAAGAAUGAAGACACAAAGAAUGUAGGGAUGAGUUUUAGAAUGCAAGUGAUUUUCUGCCAAUAAACCUUAUAGGUUUUUUUGCUUCUCUUUGGGAAGUGACAUUCAGCUAUGCCUUCUUGAGGGUGCUGUCUUAUCCACAUUCUGUGUUAACAAAUAGUUCAGAUGAAAUCUGGUACACAGUAAUUUUUUUUAAGUGGAGCAUCAUGGGGAUUUAAAGAAUAAUAGAUGAAUGAGGAGAAAUUCAGAAUUUGCUCACUGAACAGUGAGGUGAGCAAGAAUCCUUGAGGAGGAUAGAAGGUGUAAGUUUGUAAAAGGAAAACAGAAAAAACUUGAUUGACUGUCAUAGUUCAGUCACUGUUAUAUUAAAAUAUUGACCACUUUACAGCUGUUAACCAGUAUUUGUGGCUGGAAAAUAAAUGGGACAGUGUUGUAACUGAGCCACCCAGCAUAAAAUCUUUGGAAGAGGUAUUGAGUGGCUGAGCCCCUUUGUGUAAGCGCUCAGUUAAAUUCUGAAUGUGUUAGCUGUCUACAGGAUAGUGAAAUUAUUUCAUGUGUUUAAAAAAUAAUUUAACAAAAUUGGGGGACUGGCAAUUUUUCUGCAUCUUUUGGCUGGAAGUUAUGUGUUUGCUAAACACUUAUAAUACGGAUUAAUGAUGUUCUAAUUUAGAAGAACCUAUUCUGAACCAUCACUUUCUAUCUAGAAAAUCAUGCCAAAUUUCCUUCAUCAAAACAUAUUUCUUGAAAUGGCUGGAAGUCAACACUGUUUCUAUUCCUCGUGAAGAAAUUUCAAUUAUGUUAGUAAAUUUCCAUCAAUUUAGAGGUAUGUUUCCCAUGUGGUAAUUUAGUUUACUGUGUCUAAUGUUUGAAGGUGUUGUUCCCAGAUUGGUUGUGCUUUCCAGGUAUGUUUUUUCAGAUUAUCCUGACGCUGUCUGUGAAAGAAAACUGCCUUUUUUUCUUUUUUUGGCUUGUUUUGUUUGCUUUUUACAAAAGUUGUAAUGGAUAUGUUUGAUAGCUAGCUGAAAUACAUCUGUAUUAAAGCAUUCGGAAAUUAGGAAGAUGAUAUGGGUGAGAGAGAAUGUAGGUUCAGGUUCACCUCAGACAUACCUGGCAAAUCCUUUUUCUUUGUGUAGCACUUGUUCAUCACAGGAUACAUGGCUUGAGGCUGCAUUUACUGAGGUUAAUAAUGAUAUGGUGAUGAAGCAGGGUAUUUAUUAAUAAGCUUUCAGAAGGACUUUUAUGACACCUGAUAGUAACGUAGAGGUCUCAGCUAGCAAUAUUAUCCUCAAGUCUUAAUCUUUUCUCUAAGAAGCUGCAGUCUUGUCGUAGAAUCACUGAAUAUUCUGAGUUGGAAGUGAGCUAUGAAGCUCUUCAAGUCCAACUUCUGGCUAUGCACAGGACCACCCAACAUUCAAUCCCUGUGUUUGAGAGUGGUGUCCAGACACUCCCUGAGCUCCAGCACUGGGGCCGUGCCCACAGCCCUGUGGUGCAGCCCCUUUCCCUGACCCCCAGCUGCCCUCCCCUGACAGCUCCAUGCCGUUCCCUCGGGCCCUGUCGCUGUCACACAGAGCAGAGCUCAGCGCUGCCCCUCAGCUCCCUAUGAGGAGCUGCAGCCGCCAUCAGGCCUCCCCUCAGCUCCUCUGCUCUGUGCUGAGCACAACGAGGGGCUUCAGCUGCUCCUCUGAUGCCUUGCCCUCCACAUCCCUUACUGUCUUUGUAGCCCUCCUUUGGAUGCCUUCUGAUAGUUUUAUGUCCUUGUAUUGUGAUGCUCACUACCUGCGUGGAGGUGUGGUUAUGUUUAAUUGUGUUCUUCAUUGUUUGCUAAGUGUCUGAGAUGUACUGGUUGGAAUGACAAAGGGGUUGUCUUCAGGGUCAGAACAAAACACUAAUCUUGUGCAGCACUUAAUAGUAAGAUCGCUGCAGCCAUUUUGAUCCGAGUUGGUGGUCCUUACCUCUACUGUGCAAAGAGAAACUACUACCACAUAAAAUGCCAGUGUCAGAGACAGUGAGUAAAAUAGUGCAUGUUUUGUCAGCAGAGCCCUCAUUCAUGUCUUCCCUGUCCCAUUCACGGGUCUGAAGAUGGAAGAAGAGGAUGUGUGUGAACAAAUUAUUAGAGUUCUGCCCUCAACCCUUGAUCGCUCCCACCAGAAAUAUCAUAUAAAAACAAACAAACAAAAAACCUGGCUGCUUUGUGGCUUCUGUAAUGCUUGCCAUCCACUGUUUGUCCCCUUGGUACAAUUUAGCAGAAAUUGUCUGGUUGAUAGUGGGUUAGUACUGCUGUAUGCAUUUGUUUUUG
Lagopus muta (rock ptarmigan) is the source of this 4937-nucleotide messenger RNA. It is a transcript of the gene ASMTL, whose product is annotated as acetylserotonin O-methyltransferase like. The transcript has 13 exons. Gene Ontology annotation, molecular function: O-methyltransferase activity; nucleoside triphosphate diphosphatase activity. The coding region runs from base 67 to 1848 and encodes 593 amino acids. NCBI's taxonomy places the organism in Eukaryota, Metazoa, Chordata, Aves, Galliformes, Phasianidae. The record is from RefSeq and is a predicted model, not a curated record.